Molecule: messenger RNA, 1066 nt
Organism: Tigriopus californicus
Lineage: Eukaryota; Metazoa; Arthropoda; Copepoda; Harpacticoida; Harpacticidae
Product: serologically defined colon cancer antigen 8-like
Exons: 4
Coding region: 32-1066 (344 amino acids)
Biological process (GO): cilium organization
Cellular component (GO): cytoplasm; motile cilium
Molecular function (GO): protein binding
Source: RefSeq, a predicted model, not a curated record
AGCAUCGAAAAUCGAGUUCUGCUGGAAAAUCAUGGACGUAUUCGAGACAUUCAUCGCUAAGGCUGUUUUACAAACCAGCGUGGACCAAUUGGCCAUUGUGGGCGGCACACUUUAUGUGUCAAGUGAAAACGCCGAGGGUUUGGCUAAUCUCGUGCAUCCAAAUAGCUCCCCCAGGGCAAUUGAACAACUCCUGGCCGAGGAAAAUAAGGCAAUUUUGAUAUCAAGGCAGUCGCCCACUGUUGCUGACAACCAUAUCCGGAAAUUGUUGUCCAUGGAGACCAAUUACCUCCAGAGUGUAAUGGAAAACACCUACCUGGAAUUGGAUCAAAAUCGCUCAUUUUUCAGCCUGCAAGAAUCAGUGGGCAAAAGCCAGACCCGAGCAAACGAAAAGCGCGACUUGAAAGAACGUGAGAUCGACUUAAGGAAGGAGAUUUCGAGUUUGCGGGUGCUCAUUAGCAAGAAAACUCGAGAUGCUGAAACGCACAUUUUGGAAAGUAAUCUCCUGAUUGCCAAAUUAAAAGAUGAACUCACCGAAGCCAAGAGGUCCACCAAAGGCGAAGAGGAAUUCGUCUCUCGCCUGGAAAGGGUGCGUGAAUCCGAAAGAGUCGCCCUGUUUGACGAAGAGGAACGAGAAAUGGUCGAAAAACGAGAUAAUUACAAGCGCGAUAUCGAGUAUGAGCAUCGAGUCACGGUCGAGAUUGAGAGUUGGCUUAAUGAGCGACGAAGCCAUUUAAAAGAACUGCUCCAGUUCUGGAUUGAGAAGUCAAAGGUGGAUAUCGCGACCAAGGAAGGUCAACUCCAAGAACUCAUUGCUAAUAGGGAAGCCGAUCUAAAACGUAAGGAGGAAGCGGAGCAACGGCUCAAAGAGGCCCGUCAAUACGUUGAAGCUGAACUUGUACGGAGAGAGCAAAUCCGAAUUGAGCAAGAGGAGCAAGCCGUUCAAAUCAAAACCACGGUUCGCAUCCAAGCUUGGUGGAGAAUGAUGAUGGUUCGAAGAGGCCUGGGCCAGUUCAAGAAGAAGAAAACCAAUCAACCUGAGCCUAAGAAGAAUGGGUUGCGGAAGUAG